CAGAGCACAAAAGGAGGGGCUUGCAUUCUCGUCGUCCAGUUGCCAGGAUGUUUCACAUCAACCUGACGCCUGACAUGGAUUCAGUCUCUGCCACAAGCCGGUCUCCUGUUGUCGGGACACUGUGCCAGAAGACGCCAGAAGAUGAGGCGAGCUCUCCAGCCUCCUCCUCCUCCGAGAGCAACGCAAAGGACGUCUGCCAGAGUGUUGAAGACACUCCAUUUGUGCCGACAGUCACUGCGAUCUCCUCCACCCCAGAUUUUCAGUGGAUGGUCCAGCCUACGAUUAUCACAUCCAUCUCCCCGUCUCUGGGAAGCAACCAAGCCAAUGAACCCCAAAGCGCCCAUCAGACAACACCCAAAGCAGGCGGGAAUAAGGGGAAAAAUGCUGCCAGAAAGGGGAAACCCGAGCAGCUCUCUCCAGAGGAGGAGGAGAAAAAGAGGGUGAGGAGGGAGAGGAAUAAAAUGGCUGCAGCAAAGUGUCGCAACAGACGGAGGGAACUCACAGAUACACUGCAAGCUGAGACAGACACGCUGGAAGAGGAAAAAUCAGCCCUGGAGACAGAAAUAGCCAACCUCCUGAAAGAGAAAGAGCGCCUUGAAUUCAUCCUCGCCACUCAUAAACCGCUGUGCCAAAUGUCAGAGGAGCUCGAGGUGAUUUUCCAGGAGCCCGCAGCGUCCAUGGAGCUGUCAUCCGGUCCAGACGUGGACAGACCUCCAGAGGACGGCGCCCAGGAAGCCCCUUCACUCCAGGACAUGGACGUCUCCAGUGAUCCGUCCACAGCCAUCUCUGGGAACUCCAACAUCCUGCUGUGUGCCAGUGCUGAAAUCAACAUCUGCGACCUGGAGCCCUCUCUGGACAUGAAGGAGGGGCUGCUGGACAGCAUGUUACCCAGUUUGGAAGAGAAGACUCCCAUGGAGACGGCUCGGUCCGUGCCAGACAUAGACCUGAGCAGUUCACUCGGGCUCUCCGACUGGGAGACCCUGUACAAAUCCGUGUCGAGCGACCUGGAGCCUCUCAGCACUCCCGUGGUGACCUCCACCCCCACGUGCAGCAGCUACCUGUCCAUGUUCACAUUUGCUUGUCCCGAGCUGGACUCUGUCCCAGAGGGACUGGACAGCCAUAAAAGUGGAGGAGGGGCCAAAGCCGAGUCCGUCGACAUCCUCAACUCGCCGACUCUCCUCGCUUUAUAAUGUCUCGGAGGCAGAUUAGCUCCCUGAUCUCUCUGCUUCUUCUUCUGUUCGCAGGUUCCCUGACUCUGAACGCCACAGUGUGCGCUGUUAACACUUCGAGCACCACAUUCACAAAGCGUCUUGUGUGUGUGUGUGUGUGUGUGUGUGAACUCUGUCCAGAUGCAUAACCAAACACAGCGAUGUAGCUGAAAGCAUGGCUUUUAUUCACACUAGAGGGACCGGAAGAGUCGGUGUUGUUUUUUUUUGUUGUUGUUUUUUUAAAAAAAACAAACAAAAACAAAACAAAAGCAUGCUGAGGAAUUCCAAAAUAACUUUAAGAGCUCAUAUUUAUCUGAUCUGCUCCUAGAUCUAACGGCGUAAUGUGGAACCUAAAUGUUAUGGUAUGGUUUUGUGCGUUUUUUGGUGUCAAUGGUGUGCAUUAAUUACUGUAAAUGUUGUAUUUUACAUAUGCAUCCAUGUUAACGUACCUCCAUACCUCAAUGUCAUCAGCUGUGGUUUGACCUCAUUGUUACAAUGUUGAAAGUUUUCCAUGAAAACAUCUAGUGCUAUAUAUAUACAAAUAUAUAUAUAUAUAAAUAUACAUACUGUGUAUCUUAUCAAGAUGUAACUUAUGGUUUAUUUUUUUACCUUUCAGAUUUUGACUUAUUUGUUAAAAUUUCAGAAAAAUACCUAAAAUGAGCAUUUGAUUGCUUAUCUAUGCUGCUGAAUACUGAACAAUAAAUCGACAGUCAGAGUGUUUGUUUGGC
Messenger RNA from Solea senegalensis (Senegalese sole), 1936 nucleotides. RefSeq names its product v-fos FBJ murine osteosarcoma viral oncogene homolog Aa (gene fosaa). Gene Ontology annotation, cellular component: nucleus. The transcript is spliced from 5 exons. Bases 48 to 1190 code for a protein of 380 amino acids. Gene Ontology annotation, molecular function: DNA-binding transcription factor activity, RNA polymerase II-specific; RNA polymerase II cis-regulatory region sequence-specific DNA binding. NCBI's taxonomy places the organism in Eukaryota, Metazoa, Chordata, Actinopteri, Pleuronectiformes, Soleidae. Gene Ontology annotation, biological process: regulation of transcription by RNA polymerase II. The record is from RefSeq and is a predicted model, not a curated record.